Molecule: messenger RNA, 713 nt
Organism: Pipra filicauda (Wire-tailed manakin)
Lineage: Eukaryota; Metazoa; Chordata; Aves; Passeriformes; Pipridae
Gene: CUNH12orf57
Product: chromosome unknown C12orf57 homolog
Exons: 3
Coding region: 161-544 (127 amino acids)
Biological process (GO): post-embryonic development
Source: RefSeq, a predicted model, not a curated record
AUUUCAGCUCUUUUAGAAUUUGUCCAGCAGGUUUCCCGCUCUCGCGGGAAGCCGCCACACCCACCGGUGCAAUGGCAGAGAGGGGCGGGGAGGCGCAGGCGCGGAUGAGGGCAGUGUAGUUGUCCGCCGGCCCGGAGCCGCGGCCGCCCCGCCGCGCCCCAUGGCGGCGUCCGCGCAGCCCGCGGGCCCGGCAGCGCUCAGCGCCGAGCAGGCGAAGGCGGUGCUGGCGGAGGUGAUCAAGGCGUUCGGGGCGCCCGAAAACGCGCAGCGCAUGGAGGAGGCUCGGGACAACGCCUGCAACGACAUGGGCAAGAUGCUGCAGUUCCUGCUGCCUGUGGCCACCCAGAUCCAGCAGGACGUGAUCAAGGCCUACGGCUUCAGCAGCGAUGGCGAAGGGGUCCUGAAGUUCGCCCGCCUGAUCAAGUCCUACGAGUCGCAGGACCCGGAGAUCGCCAGCAUGUCGGGCAAGCUCAAGGCCAUGUUCCUGCCGCCCAUGACGCUGCCGCCGCACGGGGCCGGGACUGGCGGAGUUGCCGCUUCCUGAGCCCGCGGAGCAUUCCCGCUGCUCCGGCUGGUGCCUUCCUUCCCAAGGUGCAGGUCCUGUCAGCCCUGGGAAUGGAGCACUUGAACAAGGGAGAUGCUGACCUGGAGGGAACGGGAUGCUUCGUGCCCUCUCGUGUGUCCGCUCGUGAAUAAAACGUGUGUUGAAAAUG